Rhinolophus ferrumequinum (greater horseshoe bat) is the source of this 2217-nucleotide messenger RNA. It is a transcript of the gene STRADA, whose product is annotated as STE20 related adaptor alpha. The transcript is spliced from 13 exons. NCBI's taxonomy places the organism in Eukaryota, Metazoa, Chordata, Mammalia, Chiroptera, Rhinolophidae. Gene Ontology annotation, molecular function: protein kinase activity; ATP binding; protein serine/threonine kinase activator activity. The record is from RefSeq and is a predicted model, not a curated record. The coding region runs from base 179 to 1474 and encodes 431 amino acids. Gene Ontology annotation, biological process: protein phosphorylation.
CGGGGUCCCUCUAACUGCGCAUGGCACGUUGCGUACCCCCCCCCCCCCAGCAACCGGCCGGGCUGCGGCGAGGAUAUAAACUGAGGAGGCGGAGCUGAGACGGGGUCGGGACUUCGUGCUAACUCCAGGACCAGGUUUAAGUUUUUGACAUUGAAAUAGGUCUACACAUUAGGAACUCAUGUCUUUUCUUGUAAGUAAACCAGAGCGAAUUAGGCGGUGGGUCUCGGAAAAGUUCAUUGUUGAGGGCUUAAGAGAUUUGGAACUAUUUGGAGAGCAGCCUCCGGGUGACACUCGGAGAAAAACCAAUGAGGCGAGCUCAGAGUCAAUAGCGUCCUUCUCUAAGCAGGAGAUCAUGAGUAGCUUCCUGCCGGAGGGAGGCUGUUACGAGCUCCUCACCAUCAUAGGCAAAGGAUUUGAGGACUUGAUGACAGUGAAUCUAGCAAGGUACAGACCAACGGGAGAGUAUGUGACGGUUCGAAGAAUUAACCUAGAAGCUUGUUCCAAUGAGAUGGUGACGUUCUUGCAGGGGGAGCUUCAUGUCUCUAAACUCUUCAACCAUCCCAACAUCCUGCCAUAUCGAGCCACCUUUAUUGCAGACAACGAGCUGUGGAUUGUCACAUCAUUCAUGGCCUAUGGUUCUGCGAAGGAUCUCAUCUGUACACACUUCAUGGAUGGCAUGAAUGAGCUGGCCAUCGCUUACAUCCUGCAGGGGGUGCUCAAGGCCCUAGACUACGUCCACCACAUGGGCCACGUACACAGGAGUGUCAAAGCCAGCCACAUCCUGAUCUCCGCGGACGGGAAGGUCUACCUGUCUGGUUUACGCAGCAACCUCAGCAUGAUCAGCCACGGGCAGCGGCAGCGUGUGGUCCACGACUUUCCCAAGUACAGUAUCAAGGUGCUGCCCUGGCUCAGCCCGGAAGUCCUCCAGCAGAAUCUUCAGGGUUAUGAUGCCAAAUCUGACAUCUACAGUGUGGGAAUCGCAGCCUGUGAGCUGGCCAAUGGCCAUGUCCCCUUUAAGGAUAUGCCUGCCACCCAGAUGCUGCUGGAGAAGCUGAACGGCACGGUGCCCUGCCUGUUGGACACGAGCACCAUCCCCGCUGAGGAGCUGACCAUGAGCACCUUGCGCUCAGCCGCCAACUCUGGCCUGAGUGACAGCCUGGCCACCAGCACCUCCAGGACCUCCAAUGGCGACUCACCUCCCCACCCCUAUUACCGCACCUUUUCCCCCCACUUCCACCACUUUGUGGAGCAGUGCCUUCAGCGCAACCCCGAUGUAAGACCGAGUGCCAGCACCCUCCUGAACCAUUCUUUUUUCAAGCAGAUCAAGCGACGCGCCUCAGAGGCUUUGCCUGAGUUACUUCGUCCUGUCACCCCCACCAUCAAUUUUGAGGGCAGCCAGUCUCAGGACCACAGUGGCAUCUUCAGCCUGGUGACAAACAUGGAAGAGUUGGAGGUGGAUGACUGGGAGUUCUGAGCCUCUGAAGAAGGUGCAGUUCCCAGCAGGGGACGUGUGAGCCUGCAGGGGCCCUUCUGAACGCUGACCACAUUCCCACCCUUCUGGGUGCAGAUUGGGUAGAAAGGACAUUUCUGCCAGGAGAGUUGCCUGCUUACUGACUGGGAAAGAAAUUCCUGGAGAAACUGUUCCAAGGCUUCUGAGACACCAGGGAAUUCCAACAGCCAGGGAUCGGGAGAGGCCAGAAAGCUGACAUUCUCAGCCCUGGAUGCUCGAGGGGUCUCUUCAGAAGGAAGAGAUGCUGUUCUGGCCCUGGGGGCUGAAGUUCAAGCCCAGGGUUUAACUCAUUGACAUAGGGAACUGUGUGACCUCCUCUUCCCACUCUUGUUCUCCUACCUGCCAAAUUCCAUUCUUUUCCUGUGCUCAGAUCCUGUAGGUCCAUGGAGGGGCAAGCAAUAAGCAACCUGCUCUCCCUCCCCUCCGACCUCUCUCUAGUGACUGGAGGGAAGGGUAUUUUUCUCUUUGUAAGCCCCAGGUUAAGGCUGGGGCCGUUCGUCCUUAUCCCUGUUACUGCUUAGGCUCUGACACCCAUAGUUCAUCCGUGUAGUGCAUUUCUGCCCUCCCAAGAAUCCAUCUCACUGCCUCCUGCCAGCUGCCUUGGUGCUCCCUCCAAAGGUCAUAAUGUCUUGUCUAGCCAGAGGGCUUAUGUCCGUAAGCCAUGUUAGUUUUAUUACCAGAACAAAUUAAAAAUGUCAGAGAAUCCA